CCCCGGGUCCGCCCCUGCCCGCCAUGCUGGUGCGGCUUCUGCUGCGGACGGUCGGCGCUCGGCCCGGGCUCCGCUCGGUUCUCCCCGCGCUGCGGCCCGCCCCCGGCCCGGGGCGCAGUUUCAGGUAUGGGGGGGGCCGCCCGGGGCUGGCCAGCCCCCCUUGCCUGCCCCCCAGCCCCACGCCACCAGCCCCACGCUGCCUGCUCCUGGUCGGCCCUGCUGCAGGCUGUGUGGUGCUUGGCUUGCUGGGCACAGCCGCACGCUGCCAGGAGGCCACUGUCCCCGCUGUCCCUGAGCCCGCGCAGCCCCGGCCAGAGCCCACCUUUGACUGGUCGGUGUUCUGGACCUUCCUGCGUCCCCAGAUCCUGGCCCUCUCUGCAGCAGUGGUGCUGGCUCUGGGCGCAGCCCUGCUCAACGUCCACAUCCCGGUGCUGCUGGGGCAGCUGGUGAACGUGGUGGCCCACUGCACCCGCGGCCACAUCUCCAGUUACCUGCAGGAGGUCCGGCACCCAGCCCUGCGCCUGCUCACUGUCUACUGCCUGCAGGGGCUGCUGACCUUCGGGUACAUUGCACUGCUGGCACGGGUCGGGGAGCAGGUGGCUGGCAGCAUGCGCAAGGCGCUCUUCACAUCCCUGCUGCAGCAGGACGUGGCGUUCUUCGAUGCCAACCGGACGGGGCAGCUGGUGAACCGGCUGACGGCCGACAUCCAGGAAUUCAAGUCUUCCUUCAAGCUGGCCAUCUCGCAGGGCCUGCGCAGCAGCACGCAGACAGCCGGCUGCUUCGUCUCACUCUACCUGCUCUCACCGAAGCUCACCGGCCUCCUGCUCGUGGCGCUGCCCGUGCUGGUGGCUGCCGGGGCCCUCAUCGGCGCCUUCCUCCGCAGCCUCUCCCGCAGGGCACAGGAGCAGGUGGCCAAGGCCACCGGGGUGGCAGAUGAGGCACUGGGAAACGUCCGGACUGUGCGCGCCUUCGCCAUGGAGGACCGGCAGGCAGGGCUGUACUGCGCCGAGGUGGACCGUGCUGGCUGGCUGAAUGAGCGGCUGGGGCUGGGCAUCGCCGCCUUCCAAGGGCUCUCCAACCUGGCACUCAAUGGCAUCGUCCUGGGAACCAUCUUCGUGGGUGGCUCCUUGAUGGCCGGGGAUGAGCUCUCGCCGGGGGACCUCAUGUCCUUCCUGGUGGCCUCGCAGACGGUGCAAAGGUCAAUGGCCAACAUGUCCAUCCUGCUGGGGCAGGUGGUGCGAGGGCUGAGCGCCGGUGCCCGUGUCUUUGAGCUGCUGACACUGGAGCCCAGCGUGGCACUGCGGGGCGGGAAAUCCAUCCCCAGCCACUCCUUGCUCGGCCGCAUCUGCUUCCACCAUGUCUCCUUCAGCUAUCCCACUCGCCCUGGCUACCUGGUCCUGCAGGACUUCACCCUCACCCUGCCGCCCUGCAAGACUGUGGCCAUCGUGGGACCAUCUGGAGGAGGGAAGUCCACAGUGGCAGCACUGCUGGAGCGGUUCUACGAGCCCACACAGGGCACCAUCACCCUAGACGGCCAUGACAUCUCUUCCCUGGACCCCUCCUGGCUGCGAGGGCAGGUCAUCGGCUUCAUCAGCCAGGAGCCGGUGCUCUUUGGAACAACCAUCAUGGAGAACAUCCGCUUCGGGAAGCCAGGAGCUUCUGAUGCUGAGGUGUACGCUGCGGCACGGCUCGCCAACGCUGACGACUUCAUCCGCAGCUUUCCUGAGGGCUACAACACCGUUGUGGGCGAGCGUGGCGUGGCACUCUCGGGGGGUCAGAAGCAGCGCGUCGCCAUUGCCCGGGCCCUGCUGAAGGACCCUGCUGUCCUCAUCCUGGACGAGGCCACAAGCGCGCUGGAUGCCCAGUCGGAGAAGGUGGUGCAGGAGGCGCUGGACCGCGCCGCCUCGGGCCGCACCGUGCUGCUCAUCGCCCACCGCCUCAGCACCAUCCGCGGGGCAGACCUCAUCGUGGUGCUGGCGCAGGGACGGGUGGCCGAGGCAGGGACCCAUGAGGAGCUGUUGCGACGGGGUGGGCUCUAUGCUGAGCUCAUCCGCAGGCAGACAAAGGACAAGUCCUGAGUGUGGGGCAGAGCCCGGGGGGGUCACACCUGAACCCGGUGUUGCCCCCCUGGUGCUCUCCAAUAAACCAGGGGUGGAAAGUG
Molecule: messenger RNA, 2161 nt
Organism: Strigops habroptila (Kakapo)
Lineage: Eukaryota; Metazoa; Chordata; Aves; Psittaciformes; Psittacidae
Gene: ABCB8
Product: ATP binding cassette subfamily B member 8
Exons: 16
Coding region: 24-2078 (684 amino acids)
Biological process (GO): transmembrane transport
Cellular component (GO): membrane
Molecular function (GO): ATP hydrolysis activity; ABC-type oligopeptide transporter activity; ATP binding
Source: RefSeq, a predicted model, not a curated record